Molecule: messenger RNA, 1650 nt
Organism: Exophiala viscosa
Lineage: Eukaryota; Fungi; Ascomycota; Eurotiomycetes; Chaetothyriales; Herpotrichiellaceae
Exons: 4
Coding region: 1-1650 (549 amino acids)
Source: RefSeq, a predicted model, not a curated record
AUGGCAACCGCCGCCGACGAUAAUUCUCCUCUAUUGCCGCAACAUACCUCUCAGACUGGUUCUCCUUCACGUCCAGUUCUCCAGAAGGCCAGAACUGUAACCUUCAACCCCAAAACAUCCGUGAGCACACAAUCUGGCGCAACUGCAUCGGGCUCAUUAAGACCGAUGCAGAGUCCUUCGGCGGCCCUUGGAGCUGCAACUGGAGCGAAACCUGGACAGCAACCUAUGCUCAGUGCCCUCAAUUCGAAACUGCGACGGAGAAACAGCCAUGGAGCACCUCUGCCCACCACACAACCAUUCACCCCCGCACCCAGACUCGGCGCUCAGAGGACAACCAAGACUACUGAAAAGUUGAAGAUCCUGCCGAAUCCCGAUAUAGGAGAAGAAGAUGCGGAUGAAGAGAGUGGCAGAGAUGUGUAUGCGCAAUUCACCCGAAUCAAAGAUCCUACAGCUAGAAGAGAUGCCGCGCGACUGGGAAGAGCGGACCGAGACAAGCUUCCGCGAGUGACGGCAUACUGCGUUGCGCAGGGCUAUCGCCUUGAAGGAAUCAUGAAGUUCAUGAAAUCAAGAGCAAGGACGAGAGGAGCGAAUCCGAAGCUAUUUGACGAAUGUCUGUACAGCCCUUACGAUUACGACUAUACGAAGAAAAGUGACAAGAACAAGGUGGACGACUUGAGUAGCAGUCCGGUCCAGGAGAGAAUUGCAAGGGUCAUGGCCAGUCCGAGAAUAUCCCCGCGGGAGAGGAGAUAUUCUGACAGUGCGGUUGAGGUGGAGGACAAUAAGAAGCAGAGAAGAGACGAUCUGAUCGACUUUCAGGAGGAGUUGGAAACUCCAGCCAUCAGUACAGAAGACUCUAAUGAGCUCGCUCUGGCCCCAACCCAACCUGAUACGGAUCUUGACCACUCCGAAGGUCAAAGUCAACACCAAAAAUCAAAUUCCGAGUUUUCGACUACCGUCCACACUCCGGAAAUUUUCAUCUUCGACUACGGAACUGUAGUCAUUUGGGGCAUGACCGUACAGCAAGAGCAGAGAUUCCUGAACGACAUGUCCAAGUUUAGCGAUGCUCCUUUGCCGACGGAGAGCGUGCAGACCGAGAAUUUCAACUUUUACUACACUAAGGAGUACCAGGCUCGUAUCUACAAUGACUUUAUCAGUCUCCGGGAACCACGCAACCACAUGAUCAAAUUGGCCAUCAGCCAUGCUUUGUCGCAAAGCGUGAAGACGAGUCUAUUUGAGGAUCUGGUCGGCGAAACGAUUGAUGCGACGAGCCCGCUCCCUGCACUAAUCGCGCAGACGGGCAGCGUCAACUUGACCCGACGACAGCUAAAUAUGCAGAUUGGAGAGUUAUUUAUUCUCAGAAUCAACAUCCAUUUGCAGGGGAGCGUCCUGGACAGCCCAGAAUUGAUGUGGGCAGAACCGCAUUUGGAGCCUGUGUAUGCCGCUGUUCGAAGCUAUCUCGAGAUCGAGCAGCGUGUGGGCCUCCUGACUGAGAGACUUGAUGUCAUUGCUGAUCUGCUGGCCGUACUCCGUGAGCAAGGAAGCAGGCGUCAUGGCGAAGUGCUGGAAUGGAUUGUGAUCGUCCUCAUUGCGGCAGAGAUUCUGGUUGCUGCGAUCAACAUCGUUGUCGACCUUUACGCUGGCGUUGACUAA